AUGGACCGCGACCUCUUGGGAAGGCCACCGACCAGGCGCCGGCGUAUCGACUGGCUGGCGAAGGUGGCAAAGGGGCAGACUACCUGCCAGUCCCAUGGCAGUGCAAGCUCGGCGUGUCUGGAUAGGAGAGACCUGUCAUUGCCAGUUCGGAACGAGGACCUAACCCAUCUCGCGGCCUCGCAGGCACGUCUGCCGCUUCCUUCGCCCAAAGUGGCGCUUGCAAGCUGCACACGCGGGUGCUGCCCAGCGCGGCUUCGGGAGUGGCUCUUCUGGCACUUGGCCAAGGGCAUCCGGCUGUUUCUGCUGCGCUGGGAAGGGGCCAUGACUCCAGAGCAGGAAGAGGUCAUCCGAGAUCUGCGGGAUCGUGGCCGCCUGAUCCUUCUUGAGUCCUCGUUGCAGGGGAAGACAUCCAGCAGCUUCCAACGCGUCAUGACGCGUCAGAUCAAGUUUGUGCACCACGCAAUUCGGGCAGCUCGGGCAAGGAGAUGCGACUUCCUCCUGCAUCUGGAUGAUGAUGAGCUGCUCUUCUCAGAGACCGACAGCAUCCCCGCGCUUUUGCGACGCUUCCUGGGCAGCAGCAAGAGGUGUGUGCACUUUGAGAACCUUGAGGCUGUCUUCCCUUUCGAAAUGCAGACGGAUCGACCUUUCUCGCGCCAACGCACGCGCUUCAGGAAGAACUUCCAGGUUCUCUACUGCAAUGGGAAGAGUGCGGCCAACCUGACCGCGGGCGAGGUGUAUGCAAGUGGAGUCCACCACUUCUGCCGGCACGAUCGUUCAUUUGAGGAGGCAGACCCAAAGUUUGGUUUGCACGACGAGACUGCUGGUUGCUCCCAUCCUGCUUGCUGCAUUCAGGAGCGGAGCGCCUUUGUGCUACACUUCGACAGCCCCAGUUUCGUUGAGUGGCGGGACAAGUUCGCCCUGCGCGCGCAGGCUUCAAUGUCACAGUUGGACGAGGAGGAGUUGCAGCAAUUCCCCUUCAAGAGAGCUUCAGUCGAAGCGUUCACAAAGGUGAAGAAGGUGCCAAGGCAGAAGCAGAUCUACCGCCACUGGCGAUGUUUGCCUGGACGGAAGGAGGAGGAGUUUCAUCCCAGGAUUACUGGGAGCAGCCUGGAGGCUGCGUUCCAACGCCUUCUCUCCCAGGUACGCGUGGAGUUUGCCUGA
Messenger RNA from Symbiodinium natans, 1161 nucleotides. Lineage: Eukaryota; Dinophyceae; Suessiales; Symbiodiniaceae. The record is from the annotation of a GenBank genome assembly.